Centrocercus urophasianus (Greater sage-grouse) is the source of this 4060-nucleotide messenger RNA. It is a transcript of the gene HHIPL2, whose product is annotated as HHIP like 2. The coding region runs from base 1551 to 3854 and encodes 767 amino acids. The transcript has 9 exons. Lineage: Eukaryota; Metazoa; Chordata; Aves; Galliformes; Phasianidae. The record is from RefSeq and is a predicted model, not a curated record.
UUCUUCUGAAUUGAUUCCUCAUCCUGCGUACAAAACUUGUGAGGUGUUUCCAUGAAGCAAAUAGCAAAUCUUUCCUUGCCUCGUUUAUGUUGAAGCAAGGAACUUGCUAAGGGAAUCCAAAUCUCUUGGUCCACGUGCCCAGUGUGUUGUCCUUCAGAUAUUCCAUCUCCUGUUCUGGAAUUUCAUUUCCAAAGACUUGCACAAGACUUGGAUUUGCAUUUGGAGCACUGUAGGCACGUUGUCAGCACUACACAGGUGUCAGCACUAAGCAGAUGUGUACUCUACCCUCGGUUAGUCCCUGCAGAACCAGUGUUGGUGUGCUUUAUACUGCUUUGAAUUUGGAGUCCUUUAGGGCUUUCCAUAGUUGAUUGUAUCUGUGAUGGUAAAUGGAAAGUUCCACUCAGUCUUGUCUGGUUGCAUUUAGAGUGAUGUGAGAUGGUAUGUUUGCAGUGGGGUUUUUCUUCAGCUAAGAGUGUUUGGGUAAAGUGAGCAGUAGAUGUCCUCUGUGGGACAUCGUGUUCUGUCCUUAUCUAAAUGCAAGUAAAACUGUUGCGGCUUUCUCACCUCAUUGUGAAAGCAGUGAUGUGUGUUGCCUCUGCUGUUGUGCAUUAACUUGAAAGUGAAGUUCUCUGCAUAUGUAAAUAUUCUGGGUUGUUUUGUCUGCAGAUGGCAUAUCUCUAGGGAAGGAGGAGGGAGGUUUAAGUUCUAACAGGAAAAGUUCAAACUGGUGGACAAGGUUAGUUAACACGAAGAGCUCAACGCUGAAGGAAUGAGGAGUGAGACAAGUGUUGUCCUCAGAAUGCCAGGCUGAGGGCAGUGUGUGCAAGCACAGUGCACGUGCAGCUGAUGCUGUACCAGGCAACUGGGAGAAGCGCUGCAUGUUCUUCACAAGAGAGAAAAGUGGACAAAAAUCUGAUGUGAUGUUAAACAGUCUUCAAGAUGCAUCACUAAAGUCAAUCAGCUUAAGUACAGGGUUGCCACAUAAUGCAGUCAAUUUCAGGUUCUGGUACCUUAGAACUGUUUUCUCCUUCACUCUUUCGAGUACCUCUUCAUAUUAAUUCCCACCUAGGCUUGUGGGUAACAGCAGUACCUCUGUAAAAUGGUCUUGUCCUGGAAUGACUUGUACACAUGGUUAGCUACUGCCUCCUCAGUUUGGUUCUAAAUUAUUACUUACCCCUAUUCAGUCUCAAACCAGAUUCAAAGUGAUAGCAAUUGGAAACUGUUCAUCUUCUGUUUUGCUAAUGGAGAGGUUAUCCUGUUCUGUGUGUAACAAUCAUAACUUACACUCCCAUCUUUGUAUUUCUUGGGGAAUGAUUUCUCAGUUAAUUUAACUAAGCUGUGGGGAUUAGAUUUGUGAGUGCUCCUAGGGACGUGAGAAAUAUCCAGGGGGGAGUGUUCAGCCAUGUGACGUGUGAAAUACCAAAGGGGCAGGCUGGAAGGUUUCUCUCCAGCCAAAUAGUAAACUUCAGAGAAAAAGGAAGCGGGAAUGUAAGCAAACCUGAGCGAGUGAGUGUGGAGCUCUGUGGCUGGCAAUUAAUAAAGCGGAGAGAAUGAAUGAACCAGAGGUCCAAGAUUUCCAUACAUCUGACCUCAGGAAGCCUACACUGAAGAAAGUGAAUGUUUGGCCAGGCGCUGGAAGGAGAAGCAGUAGCUCUAGAGCUUCCUUUUCUUGCCCAUGUGUCUGUCUUUGUCUCUGCUUGUUCUGCUGCGUAGGCAGUGUCCUAGGGCAUCCUCAAUGCCUGGAUUAUGGGCCACCUUUCCAGCCUCCUUUCCACCUGGAGUUCUGCUCUGCCUAUGAAAACUUUGGCUGCUGUGACCGGGAGAGAGACAAUAGCAUUGCAGCAAAAUACCAUGAGAUCCUGGAUUAUAUUGAUCCUCGGGGGCAUAAGCUGUGUGGAACAUAUAUCAAAGAUAUUCUCUGUCAGGAAUGUUCUCCGUAUGCUGCACAUCUCUAUGAUGCUGAAAACCCAAGGACGCCUCUCAGAAACCUUCCAGGACUUUGUUUCGACUACUGCUCUGAGUUUCAUUUCAGUUGCCGCUCUGCCAUCAGCUUGCUCACCAGUGAUAAGCACAUUCAAGAAUGCUGUGAGACCAAUAAGACUCGCUUCUGCAACCUCCUUCGCCUGCAUGACGAGGACUAUUGCUUCCCCAACGUGCUGAGGAACACGGCCCUCAACCGCAACCUGGGCUCAGUGGUGGAGGACCGCAGGGGCUGCCUCCAGCUCUGCCUUACCGAGGUUGCCAAUGGCCUGAGGAACCCGGUCCUCAUGCUGCAUGCCAACGACCAGACCCACCGUAUGUUUGUAGCUGAGCAGGUGGGGAUCAUCUGGGUCUACCUACCUGAUGGCAGCCGGCUGGAGGAGCCAUUUUUGGAUAUUAAAAGUAUCGUGCUGGCAACGCCGUGGAUAGGGGAUGAAAGAGGCUUUUUGGGGAUGGCUUUCCACCCCAACUACAAGAACAAUGGGAAAUUUUACAUCUAUUAUUCAUAUAUGGAUAAGAAGCAAGUGGAAAAAAUCAGAAUCAGUGAAUUGAAGGUUUUGGCCUCUGAUGCCAACAGAGCAGAUCCACACUCAGAAAGGAAUCUUUUGGAACUUGAAGAACCAGCUGCAAAUCAUAAUGGUGGGCAACUGCUCUUUGGUGUGGAUGGCUAUCUGUAUCUAUUCAUAGGGGAUGGAGGGAAAGCUGGAGACCCUUUUGGGAAAUUUGGGAAUGCUCAGAACAAGAGUGUUUUGCUGGGGAAAGUCUUGAGGAUUGAUGUGGAUGGAAGAGGUCCUGAUGGCAAGCCAUAUCGCAUCCCUCCUGAUAACCCUUUUGUGUCUGAUCUCAAGGCUCGCCCUGAGGUUUAUGCUUAUGGGGUCAGGAAUAUGUGGCGCUGUGCGGUUGACCGGGGGGAUCCUGUCACAAAGAAGGGAAGAGGGAGGAUAUUCUGUGGGGACGUUGGACAGAACAGGUUUGAAGAAGUCGACAUAAUUGUUAAAGGAGGAAACUAUGGCUGGAGAGCGAAAGAGGGAUUUGAAUGCUAUGACACAAAGCUUUGCCAUAAUUCCUCCUUGGAUGAUAUUCUUCCAAUAUUUGCUUAUGGCCGCAAUGUGGGCAAGUCUGUCACUGGAGGUUAUGUGUACAGAGGAUGUGAAUCGCCCAACCUGAAUGGCCUCUAUAUCUUCGGUGAUUUCAUGAAUGGUCGACUUAUGGCUUUACGGGAAGAUGAGAAGACAAAUAAGUGGAAGAAGCAAGAUAUCUGCAUUGGCAGCACAAAAGCUUGUGCUUUCCCUGGGAUGAUCAGAUCUUACAGUAAAUUCAUCAUCUCAUUUGCUGAGGAUGAAGCAGGUGAGCUGUAUUUUAUGUCCACUUCUUAUCCCAGUGCCUAUGCGCCACAUGGAUCUCUUUACAAGUUUGUUGAUCCUGCAAGGCGAGCUCCACCAGGGAAAUGUAAAUACAAGCCUGUAACAGUGAAAAUAAAGAGCAAACGGAUCGCAUUUGUUCCACGUGCAAAGACUGUCCUUGAGUUCCUUAAUGAACCUUCACCAACCAAGCCCCCAAAAAGGUCUUCCAGCCCCCCUGGAGCUACCCCAACAGCUUCUUCUAAGAAAUCUAAAAAGAUGGCAUCCUCCAAGACAAAAGCAUCGACAGUGAAACCGGCUCUGUCCAAUAAAAAGACACUGAAAACCAGGGCUGAUGGUGAACACAAGGCAAAGCAGAAACAGCAGAAGGUUGCAAGGGUCCCCAGAACAACACCAGCACCAUCUCUGCCGAAAAGGAAGAGCUCCCAGCUAACUGAAGCCAAGAAGCUUCUGCCAAAGAAAGCUGCACAAGCUAAGGGAGAAGUGGGAAGGAGAAGGAAGGAGAGUAGAUGAAGCAGCAGCUUUUGAACCUCAUGGCAAUCCCUCAAACAAGCAAGUUAUAUGUAAGGUGGUGGAACAAAUGCUCUGAAUCCACUCUUUCCUUUGGUUCCUCACUGUUGCUCUCCUUCCUUUCUGUCAGUGUUAGCGGUCUGUAUGUGUUCUAUUAAACCUUAAUGGCAUUAAACCUUAAGUAUUAAACCUUAACUGCAUUUAAAAUA